CCUCCUUUUGGGCCUUUCCUCUCUUCGAUUCCAUCUUCUUCUCGCAACCCUCGAUGUUUGUGCUGGUCUUGCGGCCUUCUCAAGGAGAACAUUCGUCUCCACAGCGGUUCAUGGAUUUCUCCGCCUUCCUCCUUUCCUCUCGCCAUGGAACAAGUGUCACGUGAUAUGGAUUGGAAUGGGGGUAUUCUUUCUCUUCAAAAGAAUAAGAGCAGGCUAAAGACUCCUGAACAAGUUCAAGCACUAGAAAAAGUUUACAAUGAGCAGAAGUACCCGAGUGAAUCUUUAAAAUUGCUGCUAGCGAAUCAAAUAGGGUUAUCUCAGAAGCAGGUUUCUCGAUGGUUUUUUCACAGAAGAAUGAAAAACAAAAAACUACUAGAAAUUGAAGCAUCUGCAAUUGGUAACCAGAAAAAUUCCAGUAGCCUUAUAAACGACCAACAUAGUGGAGUUGAGCAAGAAUCAUGUAGUAGCAGCAAACAAGGUCUUGCAAUGCAGCGGAAGACUGCUAGUGGUAGAGUAGCGCAUUCUGUAUGUUCGAACAGUAGGCCUCAUGGACCAAGAAUAAAAUUGAAAGAAAUGCUAAUACAGGAGAGGAUUCCUGCGGCUACAGAUGUUUCUAAGCACUUAUUCAUGAGGGAAAACAAGGAUUUGUUGAGCAGAAGAAGCUUACAGAGCCAAGGAGUGAUGCUAGAUUCGAGACAAUAUAAUCAUAUGACUUGGAAGGAGAGUUAUGCUGUUUCUUCCUUGAAAUUGAAAUUGGGAAAGUUAUAUUGUCAUGAAGGUCCAUCUCUUGGUGUUCACUUUGACCCACUACCACCUGGGGCUUUUAGUGCAUCAUUCACAAAUUCAACUUAUGAGUUGUGCCAUAUCAGAGAAUCUAUGCAAAAGGCUACCUGUAACCAGAGAAAGCACAAACAGUUGUUUCUUCAUCCCAACACUUUAUCUAAUUUACAGUCAAAUCACCAGACUCACAUGGACAAGCUCACUCGUUUCUAUGACAACCACAAUUUUCAUGUAGAAGAUGCUGAAGAUUCAGAAAGGAAUAGGUUGGAAUCUAAUUGCAGGAAAAUUGUAAGAUGCUCAAAGUAUAGACCAAAAAUGGCAUAUGGCAGAAGACAACACUUCUAUUUAAAUGAUCCAAAAGCAAGCACAUCCAAAGCAUUCACAUGUCUUCAGAAUUAUUAUGAUCCUGAAUCUUUAUCACAAGAUGAAGAUUUCUCCAACAGGGAAUCCUUGAGAUCAGCAAAUAAAAAUACUCUGAAAAAAGGCAAUGUAGUGCUUCCUAAAAAAAUAAUAAAGAGUGCAAAGACCUUGAAGGAGCGAACUGAACACCCUAAACUAAUGACAAGUAAACGGAAAGCUAUUGAAUUUCAAAGGCAGGGACAUGCAAAAUUAUCUAGAAAAUUGUCAUGUAUGGAUCCAAGUUACGGGUAAUUACUAUGAAGGAAAUUUGCUAAUUUUCAGAUGUUGAUUGUAAGAUAGAGGGGUCAAAUGGGAACUCUCCUGGAGAUCAAUUAGAAUUUCUGUUCAUCUUUCUUUCAUUUUUGUUGAAGGGGAGCCUUGGCGCAACAGUAAAGUUAUUGCUUUGUGACCAAAAGAUCACGGGUUCGAAUCCUGGAAACAACCUCUUGCAAAAAGCAGGGUAAGGCUGCAUACAAUGGAUCAUUCCCCGGGACAUAGCGGGAGCUUCGCGCACCGGACUGUCCUUUUUUUUUUCCUUUCAUUUCUGUUCAUUUUGGUAAACAAUCUUGAAGAGGUGAUUGAAGUCCUUUAGAGUAUCAUAAUGAUUAGAGAA
Molecule: messenger RNA, 1792 nt
Organism: Zingiber officinale
Lineage: Eukaryota; Viridiplantae; Streptophyta; Magnoliopsida; Zingiberales; Zingiberaceae
Exons: 8
Coding region: 145-1431 (428 amino acids)
Molecular function (GO): DNA binding
Source: RefSeq, a predicted model, not a curated record